GAUCAAAAGAUGCGUGAAGUAGAUAUCACCACCCGUCUCGUUUCUCAUACAGUGAAUAUGAACGAAGGAGGUUCUAUUAAAUAGAAAAUAUUUUGCAGGCUGUUAUUAUGAAUACAGUAGACAGCAAUGUACCUCGAGGCCCCAAUCUUUGCCUGAACCUGUAUUGCAGAGAGAGGUGAAAGUUGCUGAGAAAGCGCCACCUAUCAUCUGGCGGCGGUAUGUCAGGUCGUGGUAGGAGACACCAGGGGCGGGACAACCCCCUGGAGUUCGUCCAACAGUGGCGGGAACGCUCGCGGCAGGAGCUGGUGACUCUGUCUGACGGACGGAUGGUGACUCAGGAGGAACACCUGCAGUCCCUGGACACGGACAGGAGGGAGGAGCUGGAACAACUACGCAGGGAGGCGGAAUAUCUCAUGUACAUCGGAGGGUUGCCUGAAGAGGACUUUCUACUCCUGAGACAGCAAGGCAUGCUGGGAGACCGGCGGAACACAACCCCAGAAGAUCUAGAAGCCAGAAGGCUGCAACUCAGGACCACCAACCUGCCUGCUGCCAAUCAAUCACCAGGCAAUCACUCAGCAGCCAAUCAGCAUGCACCUAAUCAUCCAGCAGCCAAUCAGCACACACCUGCUCAACCAGCAGCCAAUCAGCACAUAGCCACUCAACCAGCAACUAAUCAGCAUGCAGCUACCCAGCAAGCUCCAGUCAAUAGAAUGCAGUUGAGACCCAGACAGACUACCCAACAGUCAUCCCCGAGGGAGGGCGGCCACAGUAGCGGUCGGGACAGCGGGCGACAACAGAGACUGACGGGACUGAGGGGGGCGGCAGCGCGCAGACGGAACAACCGACCAGCUUCAGCUAGACCCAGCAAUAACACCAGUGAUACAGGUAAUGAUGCGUCAGAGGAAGCAUCCACCAGCAGCACAACCAGCGCCACCGCGGGAACUCGUCGUGGGCGCGGCCGGAGAAGACGGCCCAACUCCGCCACGGUCAGCACCGCCACUCAGUCCGGUCGUACAACCGCACGGGCUCCACGCCGAACAACCGCCUCCGCAAGUCGGCGGUCAAGCUCCCAGCCCAGCCGAGGAGCCGGGUCCGUAAACCGCCCCAGACGCCGCCUCACGGGCCGCCGGCGGGGGAGACCGCGGGAAGGCUCGGGAGCGUCCGCCUUCCAACAGCAGCUGGACAUGCUGGCGUAUCAGCUGUUUCUGCGGUCGUUUCUCGAAGAAGAGGACGCCAUGAACGGCUCGGACUCUGACUCCUCGGACUUUAGCGACUCCUGGGAUGAGGACUAUGACUCAUGGGAAGACUUUUUAGAAGACGAGCUCUCAGAUGAUGAGUCGAGUGACUCUUGGGACGGGUUUCUAGAAGUGAUGGGGAUGUUUUCUCCCCGUGACGCGGAAAUGUGGGGUGAUGUAGAGGUUGAAGAGGAUGAGGCACCGCGUGGACUGACCAAAGACGAGAUCGCCCAGCUACCGAGUCGGAAGUUCACGCGACAGGACGCGCAGCGCCUAGCCAGCGAGGGGAACGAAAACUCCUGUACAAUCUGUAUGGUAGAGUACAAGACGGGAAACAAACUCCGGAGGAUGCCGUGUGCUCACGAGUUCCACUCUAAGUGCGUGGAUAGAUGGUUAAAACAGAACGGUUCGUGCCCGGUGUGCAGGCAACAAGUGGAGAUCAGUGUUAACCCCCAGACUGCCGAGGGCCAGCAAACCAACUGAGAAAUCUUGACAUAAUUGUAGUACCUAGAAACAUAUAAGUGUACAUCUUCUGCAAGUGCUGCAAAGUACAGCAAUGCAGAUGAACACUGGACAUACACGUAUUACCUAAGACUAACUAAAGAUAGAGGACUAAUUUAAUUAAAAAUACAGUAUGUUUUGUCACAGACCAGUUAUCAAUAGAAAAGAGAGUUGAUGAUAGAUACUAUAUCAAGAUAGUACAUUUUUGUGUUCAUAACAGAACUCCACAUAUCCAUCUAUUCUACUGUUACAGGUGAAUUUAAGGUACAGUUAAUAAGCAGUGUAAACUGACCCCUCUAAUGCUAUGAUCACAAUUGGAAAAGUGGCUAUUUUUAUUCACUUUUGAUUGUGACCCCUACGCAGCCCUGUGGGACACCCCACAGCUACCAGACUAUAUUUGGGCAUGGCCAGGCCCCCAGAUUCUUUUAACUGGCAGUUGAAAUUUAUCCAGGAUCCUGUGACAAAUGACACUGUGAUCUAUGAUGAAAACUUAGUUACUUGGGCCCUUCGCCCCGGUUGGAGCAUAGGCCACCGAUGAUAGUCCUCCAUUGUACCCGCCUCUGGGCCUUCUUCCUCAGGUCCUGCUAGUUGUUGCUGAUACUCUUCAUCUCCUCCUCCGUAUCCCUUCUCCAGCUGUUCUUGGGCCUCCCCCUCUUCCUUUUGCCCUGUGGGUUCCAGGUCAGAGCCUGGUGUGUAAUGCUGGAUGUUGGCUUCCGGAGGGUGUGACCUAUCCAGGACCACUUUCUCUUGAGGAAAUUUCUCAUGAUGAAAACAACUGGACACAUUUGUGGCUUCGGAGCCCAACCAAGGCUACACAGCCUCAGGCAUCGAUGCAAAUGUGACCGUAGCAUAAGCAGUGGAGAAUACAGACUGAAAAAAGUUAUUGUGAUGUCAGAUCAACUAGUUGGAUCUAGACUUAGAGUGAUAAGGAUUGGUUUAUAAGUAUUCGUAUGUAAUAUUUUCGGCUACAAAGUGGAAAAUAUUCAGGGUACUAAAACCUUUAUGUUAUUCAUAUUUACAGGCACUAAAAAGAUAUUAUUUCAUACUUGCCGUGUUUUCGAACAGCCACAAGAGGUGUUAUUACUAUGAUAGUAGGUGUCAAUAUAAAUUGUUUCUAUAAUGCAAUGAUGUUGAAUUUUUACACCCUUAAUAUCAUUUUACAAUAUGACAGGGUUGGUUUAACAUACUAUGUAAAGAAAUUUUAUUUGCCUUUAAACAUCAUCUUAACAUUUAGUACCCUUACUGGGGUUAAAGGUUAAGAAAUCAUGCCUGGCUACAGUUCCAAACUGCUAUGUUUAGCUACAUCAGUAUGUUUCUACAAGAUGUAUUGAGAACUUCUGUAGAUGACCAAAAGUUCAGAUGUAACGAACUAGUGCAUGCUUGAAUCAACUGUGGAAAGAAAAAAAGUGAUACGUUUUAAAACUUUGAACAUGUUCCUUUUGUAUGAAGCACUGUAGUACUGGAGCACAGUUUGAAACAGUUUUAUAUCAGUGAUACGUUAUUGCUGCAAUAAUAGUUGUUAGGUACAAGUGCUGCUUUUUAUAAAGGUAGAAACCUUGAUGCCAUC
Branchiostoma floridae (Florida lancelet) is the source of this 3303-nucleotide messenger RNA. Its product is annotated as E3 ubiquitin-protein ligase RLIM-like. Bases 219 to 1718 code for a protein of 499 amino acids. NCBI's taxonomy places the organism in Eukaryota, Metazoa, Chordata, Leptocardii, Amphioxiformes, Branchiostomatidae. Gene Ontology annotation, cellular component: cytoplasm; nucleoplasm. The record is from RefSeq and is a predicted model, not a curated record. The transcript is spliced from 5 exons.